GCUCAAUUUGAUGAACGUCAACCGUAGGUGGUUACAUGGUCCACUGGCUUGAGGAGGGCUUAUUAGUAGAGUAAGUAGCUGAAAGCUUCGAAUGCGUGCUAGUAGUAGUGAAGAUCCGAACAAUUUCAACCCAUUUCAGUAACGAUAGAUGUGUAUGUCAUAUUCUUAGUAUAAUCAUUUUCUGGUCCUCAACCACCAUAUAUACGUCGUGCUGGAUAAUAGGAUCAAAUCGAAUUACCGCGUUCUGCGUUACGUACCGGUGAAGAAAGUGUGGAGUCUUUCACUCGUUUGUUUAAGCGUUUAGCACACUCAGAAUGCGUGACGUACCAGAUAGUGCAGCAAUUAAGAAUGUGGGCGACUGCGUUGACUUUCUCCGCCCCCCCACCGAAGACGCGGUGACGGCGUUUUGUUACGGUUCCAUGCUCGAUGCACAUGGUUGCAGGAGUUGCUUUGUUUUUUUUUCGUUUUCUUCCACCACGAAGAUGUAAUGAACUCCACACGGUUGCAGUUGCAACCGGUAAGUCGGCCAGACUUGAUCGUCAACAAAGAUGGCGGUUUGGAAUCGGUUUCUGCUGGUAGUAGUACUGCUUGCCCACACAUCCGGCGGUGAGUGGGUUGAGAUACCGCACCUAAAACCAUCGAUAACGUCCAUCAGCACCACAAUCAAACCAAUCGCAUCGAUCAACGGUCACGUGGUGACUCACUCGCAGCGUCUACUAUCACACUUGGCGGACGAGCGGGUUGCUGCAGAGGGUCGAUGGCCAGCUGGUACUUCCGUACGGUGGCAUCGUCCCCCCGUAAGCGAUCUGCUCGAUUACGAAGUUCCGACUAAACGUGUAUCACAACCGCCAUCACCAUGGAUUACGGGUGAUCGAGCAGCAGUACCAGCACAUAGUGCGCCUAUUGCCCUCGUGAAUGUGUCCAACAAGGUGGAUGAGUUGGUGGAAAGUGAUGAAGUGGAUGAUCACUAUCCGGAGCUAAUGCAGACGGAGCUGCUACCGUUCAGCAAUCGGUACGAGGAAGAAUCGAUUGAAACGGUUGCUGCUGCAUCGGAUACAUCCAAAGCGAUGCAAUCACCGGUUCCACCAUCCGUACAGCAUUUCGAUGACUUCGAUGACUACGAUGAACGGUUACCGGUGAGGAUGCAGCAACAACCACCACACAAUGAGGAGCAGUACAGUGAAGCCGACGACGAUCAGGAAGAUUCGAACGAAACGGUCGAACAGGUAGAAAAGGACCAGCAACCGGCCAAUUUGCAACAGCAACAACCACCGACCGGAGGGUUCGGUGGGUUUGUUGAGUUUUUGCGCCGAAUGCAGGCCAGCUUCGUACGGCGAACGGCACACACGAUCGGUGACAAAAUACGCACACUCGCCGAGAUGCGGGAUCAGCUACUAAGCAGUAUCGAGCGACGUAUUGCUUCCCUGUGGAUGGGCGGCAAACAACCAACGGCGCGGCGACGGGUCAAGCGGGGCUGGAUGGAACCGCACGGUGAGACGGAUGCGAUGGAUUUCCCGUCCGCCGAAGGUGCACUGCUUACCAUCUCAUUUCUCACGUUUGCCGUCUUUCUGAUCAAGCUGGUACUGCAGGUGAUCAACACGAUCAAGGCGAAACACUACACGUACAGUACGUUUGCAGCGGCUACACCCGUAUCCGGUGGUUUGCUGGUGAAACGGACACGACGCUUCGUUGAGCCGUACGAACUGCAAGCAAUUCUUGCCACCAUCGAUGGUUACCGGCCUGCUUAGUUUACCCCGAUCACCGUCCCCGGUGGUAGUUGAGCUGUGUUUGUACGCAUCUUAAAAUUAUACUUAAGCUGUUUAAUGGUAGAUGGUUCCUUAAUGGAAGAAAAAACCGCCUUGAGACAAUUGUGGUGGAGUUUUAAUUGGUGGUUAACAAACAUUUUAGUAAAACAAAUAUUUCUAUAGAACAAUUCCAAUUUUUGGUAACUGUUAUAGGCUUUAAAAGUUCAUGCUUUACUCUACGUUGUUUUACUAAAAUGAGGUUGUGUGAUUUUUCUUUUUCUGAUUUGUUAGCUAAAUCAAGUGAAUUUAUCUAGAAGCUUGGAAGCAGACGUGGACGGUACAAAUAUAUUGAUGCAUUUCAUCGUCUCGACAACCGACAUACAAAGAAUCCAAGCGCACAUAGACAGAACAAUCUUUUUCUACUGUGGCACUUAACGAGAUUAAUCUCCUUUUAGGCGCUGUUUUUUAUUUAUCCAGCUUCCUACUAUCUGCUGGUACCAAAUAGAGUUGAGAAUAUCCAGUCUUUUCAGAGAAUUGCGAAACAUGGUGAAAGAGUGGUUAUAAGGCUUUGAAACUUUUACACACUCUUUUUGAGAGUCAUAAAAAUAUUACUUAAAACAUAUCCUUUAAUAACUCCUUGGCGUUUUUCAUUCAUUUACUCUCUGUGUCGACUAAUGACUCACUCUUUUGCGUGACAACUCCCCAUCCCCCUGUCAACGCAACCAGCGUUUUAGGGGCCCCGAGUUAGGGCCUCCGUUUUGUUAAACGAUCACAGUAUUUUCUUGAAAAUUAUGCAGCAAUUUUGCUUUAUUUUUAUGUAUCUAAAAUAAUUUUUCUUUAAUUAAUAAGGGUUAAUAAAAGUUUGUUUAAAUUUCCAAAAUUUAAAAAAACAUUACCGCGUUUCUUGCUAAGAUUUGGGGUAAGUAGGGGAAAGAAUCCAUGUGGAACAUGCGGAAGAAAGGGGAAGUGCCAGUUGAUCUUAUCUCCUUGGUAGGAUGCUCUCUUGGUGUUGAGAAACUACCGAUCUCCCAUAUUAUUUCAUCUCAGCUAGAAGAUGAUUUCCAUAGAAAUCAUUUUUAUUGGUAUUGAAGAAUCAGUUUUCUGCAACACCAAGAGUGCAUCCAAUAAAAGAGGUAACCUAUUUGAUUGCACGGGAAAUAAUCUGCAUGAAAGAGAAAAUAAUCUACCACAUGCGGGAGAGAGACCGAUAAAUGAGGCUCUAAGGUGAGGCAAUGGUAGCCGAUAACACGUCAACCUCCUGGGAGAAUGCUCUCUUGGUGUUGAGAAACUACCGAUCACCCAUAUUACUUCAUUUAGGCUAGAAGGUAGAAGAGAACGUUACUCCACAGCUGUUGAAGAAUUGGUUUUAUUAGUAUUGGAGAAUCGGUUUUGUACAACACCAAGAGAGCAUCCACGGAAGCAGGUAACCUAUUCGGAUGGAGGGGAAAUAAUCUGCAUGAGAAAGAAAUUAAUCCGCCACAUGCGAGAAAGAGACCGCUAAAUGGGGCUCUAAGCUGAAGAACGGUUAGUUGUUGUUUUAAACGCCAAAACCGCUCGUUUUCUGCGACGAAAUCCUGAGAAAGCUGCAAAAAUUAAUCAUCCGAAAUAACAAGAGAGCAUCCUACUAAGAGGUAACAAUAACUGCGGUUCGAACCAGCUGCGAGCGACAUUCUCUUCUCUCCUCUAGUAGCCGUUCUAAUCCUUCGUAUAGUUGUUCUUUUCCCACAUGUUCUCAUUGAUCAUGGGGCGAGAUGAUCUAGUAUUGGUAAUCGAUAAUAUGAGUUCACCGGAUGAAGGGGAAAUAAUCUUCCAUCUCUUUCAAUCCAAUCGAUCAAUGCUAAAGGAUCUCAAACUGGCAUCAAUGAUAACGUGCGAGAAAGGAACGGCUAUAUAA
Messenger RNA from Anopheles funestus (African malaria mosquito), 3639 nucleotides. RefSeq lists its product as uncharacterized. NCBI's taxonomy places the organism in Eukaryota, Metazoa, Arthropoda, Insecta, Diptera, Culicidae. The record is from RefSeq and is a predicted model, not a curated record. The transcript is spliced from 2 exons. Bases 549 to 1748 code for a protein of 399 amino acids.